Messenger RNA from Dromiciops gliroides (monito del monte), 983 nucleotides. It is a transcript of the gene NR2C2AP, whose product is annotated as nuclear receptor 2C2 associated protein. Lineage: Eukaryota; Metazoa; Chordata; Mammalia; Microbiotheria; Microbiotheriidae. The record is from RefSeq and is a predicted model, not a curated record. The coding region runs from base 278 to 703 and encodes 141 amino acids. The transcript is spliced from 6 exons.
CUGGCCUCCGUACGGGCCUGGACGGGAUCUCCACGUGCAGGAUCUCCGGACGGCCAAGCGGUGGGGAGGGAAGGGGCGCCGGGUCUCCCCACUUGACCGAGCGCGGGCGCUCCUGCCCGCCGGUCAUUUUAAAAUUUAAACUUCCCUCCUGCCUCGCCCUCUGCCUGGUGCCGAGAGAUUGGAAGCGAGAAGAUCCCCCGGGAGCGGGGAAGCCGCGGGCAGAGCAUAGAGCCACAGCAGGGCUGUGUGGCAGACCCGCGGCAGGGAGCUCCUGGCCAUGGCCACGCCGAUGCCUUUGGUCUGCGGCCAGACCGUGAGCAGGGUGAGCUCUGUGCUCAACCGGGACGUGAAGCAGUUUGGAAAGAAGCAUCUGUUUGACGAGCAGGAUGAGACGUGUUGGAAUUCUGACCAGGGCUCCUCCCAGUGGGUGAUGCUGGAAUUCCCGCAACCUGUCCGAGUGUCUCAGGUGCAGAUCCAGUUCCAGGGCGGGUUUGCAAGCCGCCAGGGCUGCUUGGAAGGUGGCAGGAAGAGCGAGUCCCUGGAGAAGAUUGGAGAUUUCUACCCCCAAGACAACAACUCCCUCCAGAGCUUCCCUGUGGCAGAUGUCACACUGGACAAGCUCAAGGUAACCUUUGAAAACAGCACCGACUUUUUUGGCCGGAUCAUCAUCUACCACCUGAGGAUUCUCGGGGAAAAGCUGUGAGCAGCUUCAGUUCAUGGGCCCAGCCUGCUUCCUAGACCAGGCAGGACCGCCUAGGAGAGGCCACUGGAAGGAGGGUGUAGAAGCGGCGCCUGGCUCUGGGCUGGGUGCCCAGGAAGUAGGAGGAGGGAACCAGCGAAGUCCCAAGCCCAUCUUCUCCCUCCUCCAGGGACCUGGGAAGAGAAUCCCAGAAAGAAAGCACCUCAGAGGGUUCAAUCCUUACUGGGAGCCAGGCUUGCUUAGAAGACAGCCUCUACACUAACCACCUUUAAAGGACUUUGAA